CUCGGUAGCUGCAGUCAUGGUGCGGGCGGUGUGUGUGCUGGCGGGAAGCGGCGACGUGAAGGGGGUGGUGCACUUCCAGCAACAGGACGAAGGCCCAGUGACAGUUGAAGGGAAGAUUUACGGCCUGACUGACGGAAAGCACGGCUUCCAUAUCCAUGAGUUUGGCGACAACACCAACGGCUGUAUCAGCGCGGGCCCUCAUUUCAACCCAGAGAGCAAGACUCACGGGGCCCCAGAAGAUGCAGUCAGGCACGUCGGGGAUCUUGGCAAUGUGACGGCCAAAGAUGGCGUGGCGGAGUUCAAAUUGACAGAUUCCCUCAUUUCCCUGAAAGGCAAUCACUCGAUCAUUGGCCGCUGUGCUGUGGUCCACGAGAAGGAAGAUGACUUGGGCAAAGGAGGCAACGAUGAGAGUCUGAAAACUGGCAAUGCCGGUGGGCGCCUGGCUUGUGGCGUGAUUGGCUUAUGCCAGUGAGCGUCUCCGGCACCUAAUGCCCCAAAGCACUUAGUUUCUGUUGGUUGGUCUCCUUGUUUGUGUCUCACCCCCCCGCGUUCUCUCUGCACUCAGUAACCGCUCUUGUUCUCGUUGUGUUCGACAGAAUAAAGG
Molecule: messenger RNA, 604 nt
Organism: Xenopus tropicalis (tropical clawed frog)
Lineage: Eukaryota; Metazoa; Chordata; Amphibia; Anura; Pipidae
Gene: sod1
Product: superoxide dismutase 1
Biological process (GO): superoxide metabolic process
Cellular component (GO): nucleus; cytoplasm
Molecular function (GO): copper ion binding; superoxide dismutase activity; metal ion binding
Source: RefSeq, marked provisional